Messenger RNA from Trematomus bernacchii (emerald rockcod), 5002 nucleotides. RefSeq names its product junctophilin 3 (gene jph3). Gene Ontology annotation, biological process: regulation of synaptic plasticity. Lineage: Eukaryota; Metazoa; Chordata; Actinopteri; Perciformes; Nototheniidae. The record is from RefSeq and is a predicted model, not a curated record. Gene Ontology annotation, cellular component: endoplasmic reticulum membrane; plasma membrane; junctional membrane complex.
CACACGGAUCAGGAGAGAGAGAGAGUAAUACAGAGAUCCAGCCAUAGGAGGAGAAGAGAUUGUGAGACCAAGACAGGAGGCAGGAAGGCAGGCUGUGCGUCAGCCGGCACCCCAUAGGGAAACAUGGACACAAGCAGGAGAUGCUGAAGAGGACAGAAAACACCAUAACAGGAUCAUAUAGAUGGAUGUUAUUUCAUCAGGCGGGCAACCUGAAGGCAACCCACGCAGAGGAUAAACCACUUAUGGACGCAGUGGAUUAAAGAAAUAGAGACAGACUGAGAGAGAGAGAGAGAGAGGGAGAGGGGGAAUAGAGGAGGAUAAAUUAAUCAAUUCAGUUGUUUAUUUUCAUUGUCUGUGUGUGCGCACUUGCUGCCAGAAAGAUUGUGUGUGUGCUGGAGACUGCAUUGCUACUCCCCGGCACAAACAGGACAGACAACAAAAAGAAGGCAGCCAAGCAGAUUACCUUAUGUGAUUUCUGUCUCUUCCUCUCUCUCUAUACGUGUGUGUGUUCCUUCCAUGCACAACCAGGCACAGGGUGUGUGUGUGAAGGCUGAGAAUAAGGAGAGGAUGGUGAAGCUUGAAGUGAUCUACAGAUUCUAAGCCUGACUUUGAAUGGUCUUCUUUUUUGUCUGAUCAUCAGGACCGGACUCAAAGAAAGAACUGUCUUUUUCUUCAUCCCUCAACACACAGCUCAAGUUUGGGCACUGGUGUUGAUCAGAUGGUUUGCUUCUUUGCCGGAGAAUAGGAGGAUUGAAGGGCUGCCACCGGGGAGUCUUCUCGACUCUACACCCAAGAGAGGUGGGGGCAUCAUCAGGUAGGAGGCAGCAGAACGCGGAGGUCUGAGCACAAAGCCAGAGAGGAGUAGGAGGAAGAGUUGUGCGUGUGUGUCGUUGACUGUGUAGGCAGGCCAAGGGGCCAGCCGGGGGGCCGGAGAUGGUUUUAACUCCUGCUGAGAGAGGAUAAUGGCAGCUCUGGGCCCACUCCCCUCCUCUCUCACCUGCAUCUGCCACAGACAAGCUGAGAAGUGCUAGCCCAUGCUACAACAGCUCAGCAAAAGGAUGGUGUGAACAGCGUCACCCUUUCCCACCAAGCCGGGAGACCCCUGACACCCCAGUGAGGGGCCACGUUGUGUUGCUCACCUCUUUUCUCCCUGCUCUUCUUCAAACCAGCUGAAAACAAGGGGUGGCAUUGCUUGAUUUCUGUGGGAGUUGUCUCCCCCUCCCUCCCACUCUCUCCUCCUACUCCACACCCCUAACCUCACCCACCUCCAUAUUUAGCUCCAUGGAUUGCUUUUAGCACCAACCUGUCCGUCUUCUUUCUCCCUACGUUUUCUUUUUUUUUUCUUUUUCUUUUUGUCGAGGCUUCAGGGGAAUUGCCAAGACCUGUUUCAUGCAUGUCCACUGGCGGCAGGUUCAACUUUGACGAUGGGGGUUCAUACUGCGGAGGGUGGGAGGAGGGCAAGGCGCACGGCCACGGGAUCUGCACUGGACCCAAGGGCCAGGGCGAGUACUGCGGUUCCUGGGCCCAUGGCUUCGAACUGCUGGGCGUCUACACCUGGCCCAGCGGGAACACCUACCAGGGCACCUGGGCUCAGGGCAAGAGACACGGCGUUGGCAUUGAGAAUAAAGGCCGCUGGGUGUACAAGGGCGAGUGGACGCAUGGCUUUAAGGGACGCUACGGCCUGCGGGAGAGCACAGGGACGAGUGGGAAGUACGAGGGGACCUGGAACAACGGGCUGCAAGACGGAUACGGAACAGAGACGUACUCAGAUGGAGGAACAUUUCAAGGCCAGUGGGUCGGCGGGAUGCGGCAUGGCUACGGAGUCCGGCAGAGUGUCCCAUACGGCAUGGCGGCAGUCAUCCGCUCCCCGCUCCGUACCUCCAUAAACUCUCUGCGCUCCGGUUCGGAGCACAGCAAUGGCACAGCUCUGCUGGACCGGACCGGCGCAGUGGUUCCUGGUACUCAUCCUGGUCCUGGCACUCUGACCACCAGCGUCUCCAUGUGCAGCACAGGCAGCAGCGGCAGCAGCCCCGCUGUGUCUCGGGGGGGUUUUGUGCUGACGGCGCACAGCGAGGCAGAGCUGCUUAAGGGAAAGAGAAAAAGCGGACUGUUCCGGAGGUCCAUCCUCUCCGGGCUCAAGCUGAGGAAGUCCGAGUCCAGAAGUUCUUUGGCCUCCCAGAGGUCUAAACAGAGCUCGUUCAGGAGCGAGGCUGGGAUGAGUACCGUGUCCUCAGCUGCAUCUGAUAUUAACUCUACUAUCAGUCUCGGAGAUGCAGAUGCAGAAUUGGCCGUCGCAGACGACGAUGUGGACGCCACGGCAACAGAGACCUACUGCGGGGAGUGGAAGAACGACAAGCGAACAGGAUUCGGCAUUAGCCGGCGGUCCGACGGGCUGCAGUACGAGGGGGAGUGGCUUAGCAACAAGCGCCAUGGCUACGGCUGCACCACGUUUCCUGAUGGCACGAAAGAGGAAGGGAAGUACAAACAGAACAUUCUGGUGAGCGGCAAAAGGAAGAACCUGAUCCCGCUCCGGGCCAGUAAGAUCAGAGAGAAGGUGGACCGAGCCGUGGAGGGAGCACAGAAAGCCACCGACAUCGCCCGGCAGAAGGCUGAGAUCGCCAUGUCCAGGACGGCUCAUGCGCAGGGUAAAGCAGAUGCAGCGGUCGGAGCAUCCCAGAAAGCCCAGGAGGAGAGUCGCAUGGCUAGGGUCACCGCCAAGCAGUUCUCCCCUUCCUUCCAGCACCCAGGAAACGGCAUGGAGGUGCAGCGUCCCAAACGUCAGGUGUCCAGCGAGGUGGAGGGCGAGGGGUUGUCGAGUAGCGCCGGCACCGCCGACAGCCCCGAUCUCUACGUAAAGAGCGCAGCUUCCGACGACCCCUCUAACGAUGCCGCUACCCCUGACCUCAGCCCCCCUUCUUCUUCGCCACCACACACCCCGCCUCCCCCUGCCAGGCCAUCCCAUCGGAGCAAAAGUGCCCGUUUCCACCGGCAGAGCGCCGUGGAUGAUGGGGACAAGGCGAAGGAUGGAGGAGAAAGGGCUGAGAAGGGUGGAGGAGGAGGAGAGCAGACGGAGAUUCAGGUGUUGAUGGAGGGUGGAAGUGGGGGAGGUGAAGACGGAGGAGGGGGAGGGAAGGGGGAGUACCUAAGGGCCAACAGCUGGGGUGAGGACAAGAGGAGAGGGAUUUUGUCCAAAGGAGGAGGAGGGGUCAGUGGGCGAGGAGCGAGCCGGACCAACGGACACAAACACAGCUCCUCCAAUCACAAGUCCCGGGAGCAUGGAUCAUCCAAUCACAGACAGGCCAAGGGGGACAAGUGGACGGAGUCGUCCUCCUCUGCCUCUUGGACGUCGGGGCACAGGGGCGUGCGCGGAGGGGGGGGGCGGCUGCUGGAGCAGGAUGAGGAGAAAAUUAGCAAUUAUGAGAUGGAGAUGAAGCCUUUACAGCCCAGAGACUCCACUACCCACAAGCCCCAUGGGCACGGGGAGGAGAGGCAGGGGCAUGCUCACGGAGAGGGGCGCUCCCACACUUUGCAGAGACAGAGGCAUAAGAACCGUGAAGGGAGGGAGGGGAGGGAAGGAAAAGAGGGCAAGGAAGGGGGCAAAGACUCACAGCACAAGCUGGACAGACCAGGGGAAAAGAUGGAUUCACGGCCUCUACGUCGGGACCUCACCCUCUCCCCCCCUCUGAAGUCCUCACCCAUCACACGAGAGCAGCAGGACCUCAGCCUCAUGCAGAGCAAAGGCAACUCGGCUUACAGCUCCAUCCUGGUUGUCAUGGUGAUUCUACUCAACAUUGGAGUGGCUAUUUUGUUUAUCCACUUUUUUAUUUAAAGACAGCACUGCUUUCGGAGUCAGCCUAUCUAUGCUACGAACAACUAUAAGUUCCGAUGAGUAUUACGACCAAUCUGCUGCCCCUUGGUGUUUCCAGUGAGAGGACUGCAAGCCGAGGGAAGACAAGGGCCGAGGAAGGCUCCAACGAUAUUUGGACUAAGUUAGUUAACAAGGGGCUAACCUUGGCUAAUUUGGUCCAAUCGUCUUAAAAAGAUGCUCAAGUGCAAAGCCCAAAGAAGCGAAGGAACGAGGGGUAAACCAGGCCAGGUAACGGGACUACAGGGAGAUAAAAGUAGUCCAGAAAGUGGACUUAAGUGGGCUUCAAUGGCUCAUAUUCAGACUCAAACGGGCUGAAGAGUUCCGAUCCGAGGCCAUGAGAGCUGCAGCUGGCAUUACAGCGAGAUGUCUGCUUCCACUAUCUGCAGACAGGACUGACCAGACAGACGUUUUCAUCUUCAAAUCAUAGUUUUCAACAGAUUUGUAACUUUAUUUAUUAACAGUUUCUCUCAUGUACAAUAUGUUGAUGGAUAUAUUCUUUAUUUUGUAACCCUCCACCCCCUCUUUAUAUAACUCCUGCCUUUUGGUUCCUCUGCCUGCCUGGGAGUUGUUACAGACGGUUCAAUCCAGGUGUGUGUGGGUGUAUGUAAGACUCUUGAGUGUUUGCUGCCUGGAUACAUGGUCAAUGACCUUCCAUUUCCAUACACACACAUCCAUUGCUUCUACAGUUGCCCUGUUAUUCAACAGUUCUAAUGUCCGUCUUCUGUCCUUUUUUACAGUACGGAAGCCCAGAGGGGCAAAUGAUAACAAAUGAAAUUCUGCGGAUCCCUUUAGGAAGUCAUCUUAAUGGUUUGUUCUGAUAAACAAUAGGAUAAAAACGUUUUUGCAGGAUAUUUUUUCUAAACAACUAUUUCUUUUUUCAAGAGCAUUUUUCUAGGGUUUGUUGUUGUUAUACUCAAUUUGGUCACAUUUUGUGUGAAAGUGAGUGUUUUUGCAACUCUAUCAAGCAGGCAUGUCCUUUUCCAACAAUGUGUGUGGAUGUACAUGUGUGUGUCGUGUGUUUGUGGUCUCCAAGUAGCUCAGUGGCCUUUCACGCUGUUCAUGAACUUUACAAGAGCAUCUCAUGAAGACACGGCAGCAGCUCGUCCACAUCUAGCCUACUAGCAUCAGCUGACA